AUGGCCCGCUCUACCCCGAUCUCGCGCCACGUCGGCCGCCUGUCGCGCUCGCAGGUCGCCGCUAAGCGUGGUCUCUUCAAGGGCAAGAAGACCACCGCUGCCCCCAAGAAGGCUGAGGCCCCCACCACCGUCGAGAAGACUGUUGGCGGCAAGGCCAACGGCGAGAAGCGUGUGAUCCCCACCAACAAGGCGUCCAAGUACUACCCCACCGAGGACGUCCGCAAGCCCAAGCAGGCUCGCAAGCUCGCCGCCAAGGCCGGUCUCCGUGCCUCGAUCACCCCCGGCACCGUCCUCAUCCUCCUUGCCGGCCGCUUCUCGGGCCGUCGUGUUGUCUUCCUCAAGCAGCUCGACUCGGGUCUCCUCCUCGUCACCGGCCCCUUCAAGCUUAACGGUGUUCCCCUCCGCCGCGUCUCGCAGGCGUACGUCAUCGCCACCUCGACCAAGGUCGACGUCGCGGGCCUCAAGGUCCCCGAGUCGGUCAACGACGCCUACUUCGUCAAGGCCAAGUCGGCCAAGUCGACCAAGGAGGGCGAGUUCUUCGGCGAGAAGGGCGAGAAGAAGGCUUUCCCCGAGGACAAGAAGUCUGAGCAGAAGACCGUUGACGCCCCCGUCCUCGAGGCCGUCAAGAAGGUCGACAACCUCGCCAAGUACCUCAAGGCGUCGUGGGGUCUCUCCAAGAGCGACCGCUUCCACGAGCUCAAGUUCUAA
This is a messenger RNA of Cutaneotrichosporon cavernicola, 708 nucleotides long. RefSeq lists its product as uncharacterized. Gene Ontology annotation, biological process: cytoplasmic translation; ribosomal large subunit assembly. Gene Ontology annotation, molecular function: structural constituent of ribosome; RNA binding. The record is from RefSeq and is a predicted model, not a curated record. The transcript has 3 exons. NCBI's taxonomy places the organism in Eukaryota, Fungi, Basidiomycota, Tremellomycetes, Trichosporonales, Trichosporonaceae. Bases 1 to 708 code for a protein of 235 amino acids. Gene Ontology annotation, cellular component: cytosolic large ribosomal subunit; ribosome.